UGCUCCCUGCCUGCCUGCCUGCGGAGGCGCUGACGUAGGAAUCCCAACAAACUUACGGAAAAUUGCGAGAGAGAGAGAAAAAAAACAAUAAAAACUCUCCAGCUGCAGUGGUGAGAAAUUCGGAGUCAGGAAUGAUCUCGGGUAUCUUCUCACCGGAACUCUUCAUCACACAACUGUGGAAAUGCGAGCCCUUGGUGUAACUUUUCAGCAGCACUUCUUCGGGGUGCAGGCGUGUUGUUUCGGAGUGUGUACGGCGCUGCUGCUCGCGCUGACCAGCUCGAGCCGCGCUGCUGCUGCUGCUGCUGCGGCUUCACUCACACAACAUGAAGUUCUCGAGCAAAGUCAACUCUCAGACCUCUACAAUAAAGGGGUAUUCCUCCUGGAGAGUGUAUCUCUCCAGCGCUGUCUCUUUUCCAACUCCUCCGGCAUCUCGCUGGCCAGCUGUGAUUCCCCAACAGCUGGUUCACUGUGGAAGUGGGUGUCUCGCCAUCGCCUUUUCAACCUUGGCACCAACAAGUGCAUGGGAAUCAACUCUACCAACCAUCAGUCCGAACUGGGCAUGUUCGAGUGUGACGUUUUCUUGCACUCCAAGUGGUGGCUCUGUCACGGUUACACGUUGUACGGAACCACUCAGAAGAAGCUAGUGGUGAUGGACUCCCGGGUGACAGUUAAGAGAUCCAUCAUGCAUGAGUGGAGGAUCUAUGGAGAGCUUGGAGAGGCUCCUUGUACAUACCCUUACAAAGAAAUCCACACUCUGUUAGGGAAUGCCCAGGGUUCGCCCUGUGCCCUGCCCUUUAAGUAUAGCGGGAAGUGGUACUGGGACUGCACCUCAGAAGGCAGAGAGGAUCAGCACCUCUGGUGUGCCACCUCCAGCAGCUAUGACCAGGACCAGAAGUGGGGAUUCUGCCCGAAUGCAGCGCCUGCCUGUGAUGCGUUCUGGGAGAGCAACGCUAAACUGAAUGCCUGUUAUCAGUUUAACUUCUACUCUCUUCUCUCCUGGAGCCAAGCUCUCGCCUCCUGUCAGUCACAGGGAGCCAGUCUUCUGUCCAUCACCCAGACUGCUGAGCACAUCUACAUCAGAGACAGACUGGAAGACAUGGGUGUGAUAGUCUGGACUGGGCUAAACCACCUAGCUCACGACGGGGGGUGGCAGUGGUCUGACGGAUCCCCCCUGGCUCUACUCCAGUAUACCUCAGACAUGGCACCAUUUGUGGUGGGCCAGAACCAGCUGUGUGGGGUGUUUAACUCGGAUCUGUGGUCAGGGCACUGGCAGAGCUUGUCCUGUGAUUCAGCUUUGCCUUACAUCUGCAAGAAAACUCCCAAUAUCAGCAGGAGAGCUGAGCCUAUUGAUAACUGGCAGUAUAAGAGGACUGAGUGCAUAGAUGGUUGGAUUGGUCACAAUGGCUUCUGUUAUUGCUAUGUGGAGGAGAAGGGCAGCUGGGAUAACUCGUCUCUCACAUGCAAGGCUCUGGGGGCACAACUGACUGCCAUCCACUCCCUCUCAGAGCAGGAGCUACUGCUAGCACUCCUUGUUAACGCUUCUGACACAAAGGUGUGGAUCAGUUUAUAUAUGGAGCCUGGUUCUUCAACAGUCAGGUGGUCAGAUGGCUCCUCUGUCACUUUUACAUCCUGGCAACGGCAGCAGCCUUCUCCUCACAGUGAUGACAAACGCAUGUGUGUUGCUGCAGACAGGAAGAACGGGAACUGGGGGUUGGAGGAGUGUGAGAAGAUGUUUCCAGCAGUUUGUCGAAUGAAUGGCCUCGUACCCCUACACCCAACUGGAGAAUGGGAAGAAGGCUGCCCACAGGGAUGGAAGAGGAAGGGGAAUUCCUGCUACAAGAUUGCUGACCAGGAACAAACUUUCAAGGAUGCUAUAAAGGGUUAUUACUGUAAAUCAUCUCUUGUCACUAUCGAUGACAGGUUUGAGCAAGCAUUUCUGAACAGCCUGAUCAGUGCAAAGAACGGCUCUGCAUCCCAGUUUUAUUGGACCGCUCUCCAGGACCAGAACAAGACUGUAGAUUAUCAGUGGUUGAUGCAAAACGGCACCACGCUACCGCUCACGUAUACCAACUGGAACCGCCGCCAGCCCUUAGUGACCGGAGGAGGCUGCGUGGCAAUGACAGGAGGGCAACGACUCGGCCACUGGGAGGUCAAGAACUGCAAUUCCUUUAAGGCCUUAGCGGUGUGUGAGCAGAGUGUGAGCAGUUACUACGAUGUCCUCUUUUCUCUACCGCACAUAGACCUUCUCGCUCCCUGUAAGGUCGGAUGGGAGAGUCAACACGGCCUGCAACACUGUUACAAGGUGUUCCACGACGAGAAGGUCUUGAUGCGUCGCUCCUGGGCCGAAGCAGAGUUUUUCUGCCGGGCGCUCGGCACAGACCUCGCCAGCUUUCACUAUUACGAGGAACAGGUCUUCGUCAAACAGCUCCUGACUAAGAUGUUUAAUAGUACAGAGGGUCGUUGGUUCUGGGUCGGCCUUACUAAAAGAGGUCCGCAGUCUGCCGGAGCCUGGGAGUGGUCAGAUGGUACUCCGGUGGUGAAAUCGUUCAUAGACGACAACAACGAGGAUAUGAGCACCCACAACUGUGCAGUGUACAGCGAUCUAACGAACGCACUUACACCCCGACCCUGUGACGCCAAACAUGAAUGGGUCUGCAAGGUGCCCAGAGGUGUGGAGUUAACGAAUCCUUAUUGGUACAACAAGGAGAAUGAGCCUUGGGUGUUCUACCGUGGAGCUGAGUACUACUUGUCCAGCCAGGCGUACCCUUGGGAGAUGGUGUUGUUCACCUGUAAGAUGCUGGGAGCUGACUUAUUGUCCUUACACUCCAAAGAGGAACAGGCGUUCAUUCAUGACCGUAUGAUGAAAGCUGCUCACGGUGCCACUGAAUGGUGGAUCGGCCUGUCAACUAGCAGUGUACCUGAAGGCUUCAGUUGGACUGAUGGAACAGCUCUAGAUUAUGAGAACUGGAAAAAUGGAAGGCCUAGCAGUCAACCUGGACGAAACUGCGUCUCCAUGUCUCUGACAGGGUCGUGGUCAACGUCUCGCUGUGUGGAUCAACAUGGUUACGUAUGUAAACGCAGGAUCGUAUCGGUGGUAGAGACUCCGCGGGAACCUCACUUUGUCGGCGCCUGCCCAGAAAACUGGUUCUACUUCGGGCACAAGUGUCUAUUGCUGCACCUCCCAUCCCGGCCGAAGGAGGGAAAGAGCUGGAAAGACGCUCAGUCCAUCUGCUCUAGCUUCCAAGGCAUGCUGGUCUCAAUCGAGGAUGAGAUCGAGCAAGCUUACAUCACUAUGCUACUUGAUGGCCAAUCUGAUGGAGUCUGGAUAGGCUUACAGGAUGCAGACACUCUGAAAUGGACCAAUGAGAAGCUUGUUACCUACACUAACUGGUCACCUGUAGAACCCGAGCACUCUGAAGCUCAGGAGGAGUGGUCGCGUAACAGGAUUGAGCCUUUGUGCGCUGUUCUGUCCAACACGCACAACUUUCACUUUACUGGAAAGUGGUACAAGGAGAAAUGCAGCCAGAGUAGCUACGGCUUUGUAUGUCAAAAACCACAAGACAAAACCAAACGUCCAUCCCACUCCUUUCCUAGCCCGGCCUCCCUAGCUUUCUCUGAGUAUAAGAACCGGAGUUACCAUGUAGUCCGUGGCAACAUGAGCUGGUUCCAGGCCCGGACUGCUUGUUUGGAGAAAAAUGCAGAGCUUGUGAGUAUCACUGACUCGUUCCACCAGGCGUACCUUACCGUACUAGUCAACCGACUUGGAGCGCCGCACUGGAUCGGACUUCUGAGUCAGGACGAUGGUAUAAAUUAUGGUUGGAUCGAUGGCAGAGAUAAUAUGUUCACACACUGGGACACGGUGGAUGACGAUAGCGAGGACAGUUCUUUCGUGUUGGGAAAUUGUGUGUACAUGGACAUCACCGGUGGCUGGAGAAGAGCGGAGUGUGACAUGCCUCUUUCAGGAGCGCUAUGCUACGUACCUCCCCCAAAAAGCAUAGCAAUCUCCUCCGAAGUGUUAUGUCCAGAAACGUGGGUGAAGUUUCGCCAAAGCUGCUACAAUUUCAGGCCCGUUGUCUUAAGAAUGUCUCUAGAUGAAGCAAGAGAACGCUGCAAGAAAGAAGACAAUUCCUCUGACGUGUUGACGAUACGAGACGAGGAGGAGAACCACUUCUUCCUGAAGCAGAUGAAGAACUUUUAUGGCAGCUUUGAGACUGUGUGGCUGGGCAUUUAUUAUAACAUGGACAAGAAUGCUUUAACCUGGCUGGAUGGCUCUGCACUCGAUUACACCAACUGGCCCCUGAAGGCUCCGGAUGCGAGCGGGAUGAACGCUGACACGUGUGUGUCGAUGCGGGUAUCAGAUGCCGGGUGGCUCCUGGCUGACUGCACAAGCAGGCAUGGCUUCAUAUGCAAAACCCGUUCAGAGUCAGUACCAGAGGUGGAGGUGGAGCCCUUAACUGGUUUGCAUUACGGAGUCGUUCCAGCCGCAGUCUUAGUGGCCAUAUUGUUCUUUGCAGUGACGGCUGGAUUGCUCUGGUUUGUCUACAAGAGAAACACACUGGGCUUCAGGAGGCUUCCGUCACUCGGCAGCGCCUUUUACAGCUCUCAUGCUACAGACUCAGACGGCAACGUCCUCCUGUCGGACCUUGAGACACAUGCAGAGGAGUAGUGUGUGAAAGAUUUGGGUGGAGUGGAUUGGAUAUUCGGGGAUGUGUUUUUUUUUGUUCAUGCAGAAGGAUAAGAAUCUUUGACUGUAUUGUUUAAAAAAACAACCUCCACUGGUUACUGGAGGUAAGGUUGGGGUUAGAUUUAGGUGUAGCAUAGCAAUAAUUAGCUGCAUUAAUUCUGUCCUCAUAGGGAUAGUAGGAUUAAUGUGUGUGUGAUUGAGCGUGCAUGUGCGUGUGUGUGUGUGUGAGAGAAAGAGAGAGAAAGAGAGAGAGAGAUUCCCAUCAGGGAUCCUGUGAUCAGGACCAAACUUGAAUCCACAUCUAACGUUUCUUAGCCGCGAUCGGCAACACUAUGCACAUGACGUUGUCGUGCUUUUAAACGUUAACAUCAAAGACAGGUAAUAAGGAAAAGCUGUCCAGAGUUAAUCGCUAACAUUUACAGUAUUCAGGGAGUUGUUUACUUAUGCGACUUUGACACGCGUUCACAUGAAGAUCGUUCUCAGAAGGCCAAUCUCGAAAGCCUUGUCCGACAGGAAGUUUGUUCUAGCUCGGAUCUGAACAAUAAACAAUGAAUUCUUCAGGAAUAAUGGUCUUUAAUAGCUUUAAAAUUAGCUGCAAGACACCAAAGCAGCGAAAAAAAAGCAGGCUUGUUUGUUUUGGACCGAAAGCACACAGUUUUGUUAUCAGUAUUUGAACAUGGUUUAUAGCGAGUGUUAUUCUUUUCAGUUGUGAGUCAUGUUUUAGCGGAACAAAUUAUUGUCGAAUCACAUGAAGCACUUUAUCUCGUUUCAGCUCCCAGUGCUCGGUUUUGAUAUUAUUACUGGAAAAAAGGCCACAGAGGCUUUCCAAAUCCAGCAUUAACCUCUACCACCUAAAUACUGAUGAACUCCACAUCGGAAAAAAAGAUUAAUCCCAAAACAAAACAUGUACAGUAAAAUGUCAGGGUGUGUAGCCGACUAAAUUAGAAUAACUGCUUCAGUACCAGUCAAAAGUUUGGAUACACCUUAUAAUUCAAUUGCACCGCCUUGCACCUCCGGGUUCGAUUCUCACCUCAGGUGUGUGUGCAUUUGAAAGUUCUCUCUGUGCUUGGUGGGUUUCCUCCUACAGUCCGAAGACAUGCAGAUUAAGCUAAUUGGCAUUCCCAAAUUGUCUGUGUGUGUGUGUGUGUGUGCCUUGCGAUGGAUUGGCACCCCGUUCAAGGUGUAACCCACCUUGUGCCCUAGGUCUCCUGGGAUCAGCUGCAGGCACCUCAUGACCGCAAACAGGAUAACGAGGUACAGACGAUGAAACAACAAUGAUUUCUUUUCGACAUUCCAGAACAACAUUUCAAAACUAUAAAAUAACACACAGAAUUAAGUAAUUAAGUAACAAGAACAAGAACAGUCCGUUGUUAUUGUAAGACAUGAAAGUCAGCUGUUCUGGAACAGUUCUUGCAAGAAGAGUAUUGUGUCAAGUGCAUUUGUAAAACCCAUCAAGCACCAUGAUGAGACUGUCUUUCAUGAAGAACAUCUCAGGAAGGCAAGACCGAAACUUAGCUCUGCUGCAGAGGAGACGUUCUUUUGGAGUCACCAGCCUCAGAAAUUCAUUUAGAGUUACCAGCCUCAGAUUAGAGCCAUUCUGAAGGAUUUACAGAGCAGAAGUAGCAGACACAUCUCAAUAUCAACUGUUCAGAGAAGAUUAUUGCAUAUUUUGGAUGCCUUCAGUAUUGUUUUACAGUGUAGAAAGAAAUAAGAAUCAAGAAAGAUCAUUGAAUUAGAAGGUGUGCCGAAACUUUUGACUAGUAGUGUAUAUAAGACUCAUAUAGAGUGUCUGAUUGUCUUUUCAUUAUAAUCUUAGGUCCUGUUUUUCAUAUUGUCAAAAUUUUGAAUAAGUGGUAAAAUCAGCUGUGCUAAGUUGGAUUUAAUUUGUAAAAUAUUAUCGCUUCUAUGUCACGUAUUGGUUACUGCGUAAAACCACAUACAUGAGACUAACCAGUAUAAUGUGUCAUCUCUUAAAACCAGCCUUGAUAUAGAUCACAAGAUUCUUACUGUACAUUCUUUUUGUAUAUGCACUGUACGCAUUGAAAGGGUUAACUGGGUCAAUGUUAUGUUUCUUCUUGGUCUGAUGAUAUUAUUUUUGUUUGUACCACAUGGGAUAAACUAGCUGUACAGUACUGAUCACAGUUUAUAGUUUUACUCCCCCUGUUUGUUUUGUUAGUAAUGGAGUAGGAAAAAAAGAACAGCUGUAUGAAGCUACCACAAGGGCCCUUCACUCCUAUUUUUAAUGUACCUUUAUUUGUGGAAUAAUUUGUACGAGUUGGGUAGUUUGUACAUUCAGUUUUUUACUUGUGAGAUCCAACACAUAGACAGGCUAUGACUUUUUUCUAUUAUGCACAGUUCUGAUUCACAGCAAGUUGAAAUAAAGGAGAUGUGCUUGAUGUA
Clarias gariepinus (North African catfish) is the source of this 7084-nucleotide messenger RNA. RefSeq names its product phospholipase A2 receptor 1 (gene pla2r1). Lineage: Eukaryota; Metazoa; Chordata; Actinopteri; Siluriformes; Clariidae. The transcript has 30 exons. The record is from RefSeq and is a predicted model, not a curated record. Bases 182 to 4666 code for a protein of 1494 amino acids. Gene Ontology annotation, molecular function: signaling receptor activity.